GAGCAGCAGCGGCGUGUCCAGGCGAAGGUGCACACACACAUAAACACACACAUAGAGGAGCUCAGAGUGCGGGCUGUUCCUCUACGGUAACACUAGUUUUACUGGAGAGAAUUAGCGUUAAUAUGGACGAGCGGCAGGCUGUGUAAUUCCCUCAGGAGCUGAAGAGGAUGGGAGCAGGACCCUGGAGCUGGAGAUGUCAUUUGGUCGACUCCUGCGACGCGCUUCCUCCAAAGCCUCUGACCUCCUGACUUUUAAUGCGGGAUCGCGGCCCGUGCUGGACGGAGAGAUCAUCUUCUCCAAGAACAAUGUGUGCGUGCACCCGGCCGAGCCCCUGCCUGGCCUUCCGGAACACCAUCCAGGUUACCUGUGUGUGCACCUGGAGAAGGACGAGACCCUGGGCUCCACCCUCAUCCUCACCUGGGUGCCCAACUCUCGCAUCCAGCGGCAGGACGAGGAGGCUCUGCGCUACAUCACCCCCGAGAGCUCUCCGGUACGCCGUAACCCUCGCCGCCGCACCCACCCACCACAGCCCCGCCCACCACCUGCCCCGGAGGAAGAGGAUGACGAGGAGGCGGGAGGGGAGCCCAACCUGGGGCAGCUGCAGCUGGAGGACGGGGACGAGGGCUCGUGCGAGCUCUCUGCGGACGAGGUGAGCCGGGACAGCACGCUGGGGUCCGACUCGGACACGUUCUCCUCGCCCUUCUGCCUGUCCCCCGUCAGCGAGGCGCUCGGAGAGAGCACCAGCUCCGUCUUCCUCGACAACGAGAGCAGGGAGAUGUGUGAUGAGUCCAUGACUCACUCUGCAAGCUCCGCCUCCAGCUUGGACAGCCACGCCCCCUCGGAGAGCAGCCAAUCGCAGGGCGUCCGGUGGGAGGAGCAGCAGAAGGUCCUGGCCCUAGAGCAGCUGUGCGGUGUGUUCAGAGUGGACCUCGGCCACAUGAGGUCACUACGACUCUUCUUCAGUGAUGAGGCGUGUACCUGUGGUCAGCUGGUCAUCGCCAGCAGAGAGAGUCAGUAUAAGAUCCUGCACUUCCACCACGCCGGCCUGGACAAGCUGGCUGAAGUCUUCCAGCAGUGGAAAUGCUGCAGAGAGACGCAGCUCAAAGACCAGGUGGCGGAUGAGAAGUCCUGCAUGCAGUUCUCUAUACGCAGACCCACCCUGCCCUCGACCGAGACCCACCCGGAGGAGCGGCUGUACCGCAGGCUGGACGUCAGCUCCUGGCUCCGGCACCUCAACCACAGCGGCCAGGUGGAGGAGGAGUACAAGCUCAGGAAGGCGAUCUUUUUCGGAGGAAUUGACCCGUCCAUCCGGGGGGAGGUGUGGCCCUUCCUGCUGCACUACUACAGCUACGACUCCACCUCCGAGGAGCGCGAGGCCUGGAGGCUGCAGAAACGCAGCGAGUACCAGGAGAUCCAGCAGAGGAGGUUGUCGAUGAGUCCUGAGGAGCACAGUGAGUUCUGGAGGAAGGUGCAGUUUACAGUAGAUAAGGACGUGGUGAGGACUGAUAGGAGCAACAUGUUCUUCAGAGGAGAGAACAACCCUAACGUGGAGAUCAUGAGGCGUAUCUUGUUGAACUAUGCAGUGUUUAAUCCGGAGAUGGGCUACUGUCAGGGCAUGUCCGACCUGGUGGCUCCUCUGCUGACUGAGAUCCAGGAUGAGAGUGAUACGUUCUGGUGCUUCGUGGGCUUGAUGGAGAACACCAUCUUCAUCAGCUCCCCGAGGGACGAGGACAUGGAGAGACAACUGAUGUAUCUGAGGGAGCUCCUGAGGCUCAUGCUCCCUCGAUUCCACCAGCACCUGAUGCGUUUGGGAGAGGACGGGCUGCAGCUGCUGUUCUGCCACCGCUGGGUUCUGCUCUGUUUCAAGCGCGAGUUCCCCGACAUGGAGGCCCUGCGAAUGUGGGAAGCCUGCUGGGCUCAUUACCAGACGGACUACUUCCACCUCUUCCUGUGUGUGGCCAUCAUUAUGCUGUACGGUGAUGAUGUCACAGAGCAACAGCUAGCAACCGAUCAGAUGCUGCUGCAUUUUAGCAAUCUCUCAAUGCACAUGAACGGAGAACUGGUGCUGAGGAAGGCCCGGAGUCUCCUCUAUCAGUUCCGACUGCUUCCCAGAAUCCCCUGCAGUCUGCAUGACCUGUGUAAGCUGUGUGGGCCGGGCAUGUGGGACAGCCGCUACAUCCCCGCAGUCGAAUGUUCAGGAGAGCACCCGGACUCUCAGAGCUGCCCCUAUGGAGGCACAGCCACCCCCCAGCCGCCCCCGUCCCCCAGCCAGCCCGUCGAGAGCAAGCGCGGCUCCAAGACCCGGGACAUCUUCAACUUCCGCAAGCAGUCCUGACUGCGGGACUGCAGCCGGGCUUCAGGACUACACUACCCACAAGGCCUAGCCCCAAGGGGAACCAUUCGCCAGGUACACACAGGUGAAUGCUGGGAGACUCCGGGAGACCUCAGCGUGGUUAUUGAUUACUGAUUAGGAGAUUACUGAUUUGCAGUCGAGUAAGAUAUGGAACACUGCCUAAUAAUAAAAUAAUAAUAAAAAAAAAACAAAUACACCACAUUUCAGUUUAAAAUGACACUUUAAACUGACAUAUCAGUGUUUGAACGGAAGGAAAACUUUCUCUUUCUUUAUCGAAUGAAGGGAAUGGGAUGAGCAUUGGUGCUCAAAUUCCCGUCAAACAUAAUAGAAGGAUUCUUACGGAAUGGGAUCCCAUCCCAUAUGGAGGCACAGAAGGAUUGGAUUACAGAAUGUCAUCAAUAAUACACGAGCAGUAUCCUCGCAUACAAACAACAAAGGAUUACAAUCUCCUCCUUCUUUAUUUUUAACAAAUCCAAUAUAUUGAUACUCUUUAAUACUAUUUUUCUCCUUUUGUUUUGUAUCCAAGACAGUACGCAUGUGUGUAAGCGUGUAUACGUGUCCUGAGUACAUGAGUGCGAGUUAUGCUUGAGUUAAACUGCUGCAUAUGAAGAAAUCUGCCUUCAGUAAUGGGCUGAAACGUUAGGCUAUCUCAGUUAUGAAGCUUCUUCGUGAGGAAGCUCUUAUUGCACUGUAGUUUAUAGGCUGCGAUCAUUUCCACAGCAGGUAAAAAUGGCCCAAAUCCGUUAGAUUUUGACACAGAUGUGGCAAAAAAUACAAUACAUAUCUGAUGAACUAGAUCAUGUCGAGGUGAAGUAAAAAAAAAAAAAAAAAACUACAGGGGUUGGACAAUGAAACUGAAACACCUGGUUUUAGACCACAAUAAUUUAUUGUGGUGACGGACAGUUCUGGUGGAAACAGGAGAGUUGAGGUGCACAUUGAAUUCUGCCGUGGUUUAAUUUUUUUUGGAUACAAUCCGGGUUAGCACCCGAACAUCCCUUUCAGACAGCUUCCUCUUGCAUCCACAGUUAAUCCUGUUGGAUGUGGUUGGUCACAAAGACUUGCUGUCUUGGUCACAGAUGCAUCAGCAAGACGUGCACCAACAAUUUGUCCUCUUUUGAACUCUGGUAUGUCACCCAUAAUGUUGUGUGCAUUGCAAUAUUUUGAGCAGAACUGUGCUCUUACCCUGCUAAUUGAACUUUCGCACUCUGCUCUUACUGGUGCAAUGUGCAAUUAAUGAAGAUUAACCACCAGGCUGCUCCAAUUUAGCCAUGAAACCUCCCACACUAAAAUGACAGGUGUUUCAGUUUCAUUGUCCAACCACUGUAUGAGUAUAAAGGCAAAAUGUGUGACAGCAUUGCGUAAGAGGUUCAGUGGUGGGAAAACAACUUCAUCUACUAAACAGAU
This is a messenger RNA of Astyanax mexicanus (Mexican tetra), 3757 nucleotides long. RefSeq names its product TBC1 domain family, member 16 (gene tbc1d16). The transcript is spliced from 12 exons. The record is from RefSeq and is a predicted model, not a curated record. Gene Ontology annotation, molecular function: GTPase activator activity. Gene Ontology annotation, cellular component: early endosome. Lineage: Eukaryota; Metazoa; Chordata; Actinopteri; Characiformes; Acestrorhamphidae. Bases 194 to 2335 code for a protein of 713 amino acids. Gene Ontology annotation, biological process: activation of GTPase activity.